Molecule: messenger RNA, 5348 nt
Organism: Callithrix jacchus (white-tufted-ear marmoset)
Lineage: Eukaryota; Metazoa; Chordata; Mammalia; Primates; Cebidae
Gene: CALCRL
Product: calcitonin receptor like receptor
Biological process (GO): adenylate cyclase-activating G protein-coupled receptor signaling pathway; angiogenesis; cell surface receptor signaling pathway
Cellular component (GO): plasma membrane
Molecular function (GO): calcitonin gene-related peptide receptor activity; calcitonin receptor activity; adrenomedullin receptor activity
Source: RefSeq, a predicted model, not a curated record
ACUCCUAACUCCUUUGAUUCUUUGAGCAGAAUACUAUAUUCAGAUUUCCUUCAAAUCACAAGUAGCUUGUUUGGCAAGUUCUAACAGAACUCAGUAAAGGUGAAAGCCAGCCAGCUUUUUACUGGUAACAAUGUAUUCACACAGCCUCUGAUCUCUUUCUCUUCAGGCUGCUUCUUGCUCUUGUCUCACAAUAAGAAAGGAGUGCUGCUUUCCUGGGGUAUGCUAUUUGAGAAAGAAAGUAACCUAACACUAACUGCAGGCGGGGUCAGAGUGAUGUAACAGGAAGCUCUGAUGUUUCCCUUUUGCUGCUGAUCACUUACAAUCUGACAACACUUAAAAUCUACUCAGAACAACCUCUCUCUCUCCAGCAGAGAGUGUCACCUCCUGCUUUAGAACCAUCAAGCUCUGCUAACUGGAUCUCACCCUGAUUGCAGGAUCACAUUACAAAGCUUUCACUCUUCCCCACCUUGCCUGGGGGUAAAUCUCUUCUGCGGAAUCUCAGAAAGUAAAAUUCCAUCCUAAGAAUAUUUCACCAAGAAUUUCCUUAAGAGCUGGACUGGGGUCCUACGAUGAUACACCUACCACUUGUGCUACCACCUGUCAAAACUUUGGAUGGCUCUACUUUCAGGUCUUGACCCCUGAAUUUAAGAAAUUCUUAAAGACAAUGUCAAAUAUGAUGCAAGAGAAAAUGUGAUUUGAGUCUGGAGACAAUCGUGCAUAUCGUCUAAUAAUAAAAACCCAAGCUAGCUGAUAGAAGAGAAAACAAUAAUCAAAAAACUGCUGCAAGUAAAAAGAAAACGACUGCAACUUGACAAGAUUGCGGCAAACUUCAAUUUGUCGACUACAAUUUGACAAGGUUGCAAAACAAGAUUGCUACAACUUCUAGUUUAUGCUAUAUAGCAUAUUUCAUUUUGGCACAAUGAUGGAGAAAAAGUGUACUCAGUAUUUUCUGGUUCUCUUGCCUUUUUUUGUGAUUCUUGUCACAGCAGAAUUAGAAGAGAGUCCUGAGGACUCAGUGCAGUUGGGAGUUACUAGAAAUAAAAUCAUGACAGCUCAAUAUGAAUGUUACCAAAAAAUUAUGCAAGAUCCCAUUCAACAAGUAGAAGGCGUUUACUGCAACAGAACCUGGGAUGGAUGGCUCUGCUGGAAUGAUGUUGCCGCAGGAACUGAAUCAAUGCAGCUCUGCCCUGAUUACUUUCAGGACUUUGAUCCAUCAGAAAAAGUUACAAAGAUCUGUGACCAAGAUGGAAACUGGUUUAGACAUCCAGCAAGCAACAGAACAUGGACAAAUUAUACCCAGUGUAAUGUUAACACCCAUGAGAAAGUGAAGACUGCACUAAAUUUGUUUUACCUGACCAUAAUUGGACACGGAUUAUCUAUUGCAUCACUGCUUAUCUCACUUGGCAUAUUCUUUUAUUUCAAGAGCCUAAGUUGCCAAAGGAUUACCUUACACAAAAAUCUGUUCUUCUCGUUUGUUUGUAACUCUGUUGUAACAAUCAUUCACCUCACUGCAGUGGCCAACAACCAGGCCUUGGUAGCCACAAAUCCUGUUAGUUGCAAGGUGUCCCAGUUCAUUCAUCUUUACUUGAUGGGCUGUAAUUACUUUUGGAUGCUCUGUGAAGGCAUUUACCUACAUACUCUCAUCGUGGUGGCCGUGUUUGCAGAGAAGCAACACUUGAUGUGGUAUUAUUUUCUUGGGUGGGGAUUUCCACUGAUUCCGGCUUGUAUACAUGCCAUUGCUAGAAGCUUAUAUUACAAUGACAAUUGCUGGAUCAGUUCUGAUACCCAUCUCCUCUACAUUAUCCAUGGUCCAAUUUGUGCUGCUUUACUGGUGAAUCUUUUCUUCUUGUUAAAUAUUGUACGUGUUCUCAUCACCAAAUUAAAAGUUACACACCAAGCGGAAUCCAAUCUCUACAUGAAAGCUGUGAGAGCUACUCUUAUCUUAGUGCCAUUGCUUGGCAUUGAAUUUGUGCUAUUUCCAUGGCGACCUGAAGGAAAGAUUGCAGAGGAGAUAUAUGACUACAUCAUGCACAUCCAUAUGCACUUCCAGGGUCUUUUGGUCUCCACCAUUUUCUGCUUCUUUAAUGGAGAGGUUCAAGCAAUUCUGAGAAGACACUGGAAUCAAUACAAAAUCCAAUUUGGAAACAGUUUUUCCAACUCUGAAGCUCUUCGUAGUGCAUCUUACACAGUGUCAACAAUCAGUGAUGGUCCAGGUUAUAGUCAUGACUAUUCUAGUGAACACUUAAAUGGAAAAAGCAUCCAUGAUAUUGAAACUGUUAUCCUAAAACCAGAAAAUAUAUAUGAUUGAAAAUAGAAGGAUUGUUGCUUGACUGUUUUGUGCCACUCCUAACUCAAGGACUUGGAUCCAUGACUCUAUAGCCAGAACGACUUCAAUAUCAAAUGAUUUUUGAAACUCAUAAAGAAAAGCCUCACAUGAAAUUAGUAGUGUGUUGAUAAGAGUAUAACAGCCAGCUCUAUGUGGGAAAAAAGAAAUCCUGGUUUGUAAUGUUUGCCAGUAAAUAUUCCCACUAUGCCUGAUGUGAUGCUACCAACAUGACAUCACCAAAUGUGGAAUUGGAGAAAAGCACAAUCAACUUUUCUGAGCUGGUUGGUGUAAGCCAGCUUCAGCACACCAUUGCAUGAAUUCACAGAUAAAUGACUGCAAAAUUUCCUAAACAUGUUGGGCAUGAUUCUACUUUUAUUGCUCAAAGAGACCUAGCUAAGACCUAUAGACAUAAAGGGGAAAUUAGUUUUUAGUUUUAAAACUCUUCAUCCCAUCUUCUUUGGUGCAUUUGACAUUUUUCACCCAGAGAGUGCUGUAGUUCUUUUUGUAAUUACCCUUUCAAAUCGACAAUACCAGAAGUUAAUUAUCCUUUUUGGCUUUCUUCUCGCUAUGAAAAGUAACUGAGUAUUAUUGUUACAUCUACUCAUUUGCUGACACAUCAGUUAUACCUUGUGGCAUAUCCAUUGUCGAAACUUGAUGAACAGGAUGUAUAAUACACAAUCCUACUUCUAUAUCAUUAGGGAAACAUCUUAGUUGAAGCUAAAAACACCUUGUCAGCUUCUUCCUGUCUUACAGUGAGAGGGAAUUCAUUUCCCUGUACCUAUAAAUAGAAAUUUUGUCUGUUUCAUUUCUACUGUAUAAACAAAUUAGCAAUCAUUUUGCAUAAAGAAAAUCAAUGAAGGAUUUCUUAUUUUCUUGGAAUUUUGUAAAAAGAAAUUGAGAAAAAUGAGUGUGUAAAUACUCCAUUGUUUUAUUUUGUAGUCUUAAAUGAAAUAUAUACAACCUAGGUAAUUUUUAAAGCAAAUAUAUAAAGCAAAAACGUUUGCAUGUGAAUAUCUGAUACUGUAUCUGGGCUUAUUUUUAAAAAAUGAAAUAGAGUCUGGAAUUCUAUAUUUGGUGAAUAUUUUAUAGACAACCAGAUGCCAGCAUCAGAAGUCUGAGAACUAAGAGAACAGAAGCAUCUAUAAUAAGAUGAAGAUAUUUAUUUUAAAAACACAAGAUCACUAUUAUUGAAUACAUUUGUUUUGAUGACUCAUACCUAAUUAAUAGGUGUGUUUGACAUUUUUUUUUUCAUUUUGACAAUGAACUCACAUUCUAAUCCAGAAAUUUUAAACAACUACUGUAAUAAAUACCAAUCUGCAACUUUAUAGAUUUUACCCCAUUAAAAUAUUACUUUACUGACUUUUACUAUAUGAAUUUAUAUAGCUUUGGAAAUGUCCCAGGUUAUUCAAGAAAAAAAAACUAAAGGGAUACAAUAUGUAUUAUAUACAAUGCUUUUGUAUUUUAAUACAGCUACUGUAUAUAAUACAAACCAGGGAAAUACUUGAAUAUAUCAUUGAGAAAGAAUUAUUGUCAGACCUUAUUGAAUUAUAGUCAGACCUUACUAAGUAAAGGUAGAAGAAAGCCUUGCUAAUGAAUUAAAGUGACAUUUAUAUGGGAUUCAGUUCCUUUAAUGUUAUUUUCCAUUGAAAUCUCUGAAGAACAAGAAUGACUUCAAUUAGUAAAAGUCCAUUUUGGAAAGUCAGGUGUCUAUGUUUUUUAAGUGUCAGUCUGCUUAAAAUAGAUGAAACUAAUGAAUUACUCAUCAUAAGUUGUUUCUUAAGCUAUCAAUAGAUGGUGAGUUCAGAACUCAUUUAAAAUUGUUAAGAAAAAUUAUCUAAAUUCGUAGGAAUUAACAUAUUUAAUGGUCUGGUCAGUACAUUUAUAAUUUAUGCAUGAAAACGUACUGUUUGGUUUCAAACAUGAAUAUGAUAAUAAGCUGCCAUAGAAAGGAUCGCAGGCUGUUCUGGAACUUCAACUGCCUAAGUUAUAAAAUUCAUUUUAAUAAACUCAGUUAUUACUUAUUUAUUAUUCAAAGACACAUAUUUAAAUCCUUUGCAGACCUUGUUAAAAUACAUCAGUCUUCUUCUAGCUAAACUGUCAAGUCUCAGCCAUCUUGACAGUAGAAGUGACAGUAAAAAUGGUGAAUUAUCAAAGAUUAUAUUAAAAUGAACAUAUAAUUUUCAAGUAUUUUUGUUGUGCUUUUAUAAUAUUAAUUCUAGAUCAGAUUUCUUGUAUAGCCAGGGUUUAUCUGUUGUACAGUCUUGAGGCAUACCAGUCCUCCAUGAUUAAUCACUGUUAGUUAUCUAUCCAUAUAUUUUUAGAAUUAAUAUUUUUAAGUGUUAGAUUCCUCAAAAGCUGAAUGCUACUUAAGAUUUUUGUGUCAUACUUGUAAAGCAAAGUAAAUCUGACACUUUUUAAAAGCAAACUUCUUUGUUAUCAAAAAACUGAUUUGGGGAAUUUCUAGUUUUAAAAUGUAGAUCUACCAUUUUACUGUGAUUACUUGUGAAAGUCACAUUUUAAUUUUCUAAAUUCUAAUUUGUCAUUUUUUUUCCUAAAGUUAACUUCCAGUGCAUUUAUUCAUAAAAUAUUGAUUCUGGAAUGUAGUGUUUGUUUAAAUGUAAUCCAAUGUACAUUGAAUUACUAGUAAUUGCUGUUCUGUAUUUAUUGCUUAUAAAUUUUUUGAAUGUGAACUUACUUUUAAUUUUCUCUUGGUUUUAAUCUACGAGUAGAAGUCACUAGUUAUCUGUAAAAAAUAUAUUCAAGAUAUUCUGAUCAAUUAUAACAAUUUAUGUUAUGCCUAAAGUAUAUCUCGAGUUUUUGAUUGUAUGAAAAUAUUAAAGUUAUGGGUUAAAGUUGAUUUUCAUUGAUAUUUACUAGAAUGCCACAUAAUCUAAUUUAUAAACAUGAUUUAUGCAGUAAUCAGUGGGAUACUUCUAAAAUAAUUAACAAAUAUAUCUCUUUUGUCCUCUCUAAAGUCUUCAGUAAACCAGUAAAUAAAUUCAAUAAACCAAUUAAGAAAAAA